GUUUCUCUUCUGUUUUUUCCUUUAGGAGUCUUGAGCUGCUCUGAAUUAUGCCGGAACCAGCGAAGUCCGCUCCCGCCCCGAAGAAGGGCUCGAAGAAGGCGGUGACCAAAGCGCAGAAGAAGGACGGCAAGAAGCGCAAGCGCAGCCGCAAGGAGAGCUAUUCCAUCUACGUGUACAAGGUACUGAAGCAGGUGCACCCCGACACCGGCAUCUCGUCCAAGGCCAUGGGCAUCAUGAACUCGUUCGUCAACGACAUCUUCGAGCGCAUCGCGGGCGAGGCGUCGCGCCUGGCGCAUUACAACAAGCGCUCGACCAUCACGUCCCGGGAGAUCCAGACGGCCGUGCGCCUGCUGCUGCCCGGGGAGCUGGCCAAGCACGCCGUGUGAGGCACCAAGGCCGUCACCAAGUACACCAGCGCCAAGUGAACA
Molecule: messenger RNA, 428 nt
Organism: Felis catus (domestic cat)
Lineage: Eukaryota; Metazoa; Chordata; Mammalia; Carnivora; Felidae
Product: histone H2B type 1-J
Cellular component (GO): nucleosome
Molecular function (GO): structural constituent of chromatin; protein heterodimerization activity; DNA binding
Source: RefSeq, a predicted model, not a curated record